AUGGUAUUUCAAAAGACUGACACCGAAGGAGAACACGAGAAGAAAUUGGUUAAUGGCGGCGCCAGUCGAUUGCGAAACCUGAAAGCGGCGAAAAGUGGCGGAAGGAUGGAGUAUCCAUGGAUUAAAGUUAAACCCCUGCUGAUGCUGACGCUAUUCAUGGUCAUUUUCUUCUUCAGCCGCUGUCUGGGCGGCAAGACGACCACCAUCGUUAGUCACACUGACACCCUGGAUCCGCAGGCCGAAGGCUUUUGGGCGAACAAGACAACUUGGAACGCCCGGUGGGUGAAGUACUGGCGGGCCAAGAAGAUCUACGAGCCGGUGUGGAAGAAGGUCUGGACACCAACCAUCCACAACGAGUGGGUGCCCCUGCCCAACGCCCCCAACGAAUGGGAGGCGGAGAAGGGCCAUUCUUACGUUAAGAAUAACUUAGUGGGCUACUCGGACGCGGAGUGGUUUGACUUUUCGACCCCUAUCUACGAAAUUAAGGAGAGUUUCCAGAUAGUUUUCACAGCCACGUACCCUGGAGACAUUGGCAUUGACGAUGUGAGGUUGAUAAAAGGAGAGUGA
This is a messenger RNA of Drosophila biarmipes, 567 nucleotides long. RefSeq lists its product as uncharacterized. The record is from RefSeq and is a predicted model, not a curated record. NCBI's taxonomy places the organism in Eukaryota, Metazoa, Arthropoda, Insecta, Diptera, Drosophilidae. Bases 1 to 567 code for a protein of 188 amino acids. The transcript is spliced from 4 exons.